Messenger RNA from Micropterus salmoides (largemouth bass), 2248 nucleotides. Its product is annotated as protein mono-ADP-ribosyltransferase PARP6-like. Gene Ontology annotation, molecular function: protein serine/threonine kinase activator activity; NAD+ poly-ADP-ribosyltransferase activity; kinase binding. The record is from RefSeq and is a predicted model, not a curated record. Gene Ontology annotation, cellular component: membrane; intracellular anatomical structure; nuclear envelope. NCBI's taxonomy places the organism in Eukaryota, Metazoa, Chordata, Actinopteri, Centrarchiformes, Centrarchidae. Gene Ontology annotation, biological process: endoplasmic reticulum unfolded protein response. The coding region runs from base 178 to 2064 and encodes 628 amino acids. The transcript has 23 exons.
GGAAUUAAGAUUUUCCUUUGUGUUGUUUUUUAUUUUUAUAAUUGCAUUGUUUGUUAAGUUGGGAUAUAUGGAAACUGCAAGUGUUUCUCGAGAAUGAAAGCAUAGCUUUUGAUCGUGUCAGUCACAGUGGAGGGAACUGUUUAUCGUUGCUGAAGAACUGCCAAAGAACUGAAAAACAUGGAGACUGAGUGCGAGCAGUGGGCAGAGAGCCAAACUGAUGAGGACAGUGACACAGAAGAAGUCCUGUGUGGAAUCCAUGAGAGCUGUGCCACUGACCUGUAUCACCACCCCCAGCUGGAUACUGACAUUGAGGCCGUCAGGACUUUGUAUUCAGACUCUGCAAUCUCUAUCAGGGAGUAUGCGUCAAUUGAUGAUGUGGAUGUUGACUUAAACAUUAAUGUCAACUUUCUGGAUGAGGAAGUGGCCAAAGCUUGGAGGGUUAAUCCAUCAGAGCCCAUCGUUAUCCGUCUACACUUCUCUCUGUCUCAGUAUCUGGAUGGACCUGUGCCUUCAGUCGAAGUCUUUCAAUCAUCGAACACAGAUAAUUUCAGCCUUGGGAAACAACUACAGAAUAUUCUCACAGUCUUCUUAUCUCGGGAGUGGAAACAUCUGACCAACGAGAACAUCGUAGUCCGACAGAGGAGCAGACACAGUUGGUUCAGGCCAAGGGAAAACAUCAAGAAAUUUAGAGCAAGACUUAGCAUCUGGCUCCUACUGUCAAAGUCCAAUGAGCUCCAGGAACAAAAGAUAAUUUUACCAGCGAGGAAACAGAACCGUUUCACAAAUCAUACAUCUUCCUACACUAGCAAGAAUCACAGAGGGGAGCUCUUCGCCUACACAGCCAGUGGGAAGAGGGUGGUGGUAUCUGCAGUCAAGUCAUCAGCACAGCUUAGUACCAAACAGCUGAUAGAGCUGCUUUUCUCCUCCCAGGCCAUCAGGCACUGUAAGACCACCCCGACUCUGCAGCAUGGCUUCUUGGUACAGAUAAUUAAGUAUGCUGAGCAGAGAAUCCCUACACUGAAUGAAUACUGUGUGGUCUGUGAUGAGCAACAUUUGUUCCAGAAGGGGCCUACGUUAAAGCCAGCAGUUUGCACCAGGGAGCUAUGUGUGUUUUCUUUUUAUACCUUGGGGGUUAUGUCUGGAGCUACAGAAGAGGUUGCCACUGGUGCAGAGGUAGUUGACUUGCUGGUGGCCAUGUGCAGAGCCGCCCUUCAGUCUUCACGCAAGAGCAUCAUAUUUGAACCGUACCCUUCUGUUGUUGACCCGUACAACCCCAAAACACUGGCAUUUAGUCCUAAGAGAAAGAGCUAUGACAGGCUGCAAAAAGCUCUGGACAGCGUCUUGUUAAUCAGGAGGAUAGCACAGGGUCCAAAUUCUGAAAUAAAGAAGCAGAUGGACAAGAUAGACCCUCUCGCUCAUCCUUUAUUGCAGUGGAUUUUAGCAAGCAACAGAUCACACAUUGUCAAGCUUCCGCUGAACAGGCAACUUAAGUUCAUGCACACACCCCAUCAGUUCCUGUUGAUCAGCAGCCCUCCAUCCAAAGAGGCUCGUUUUCAAACUGCCAAGAAACUUUAUGGCAGCACCUUUGCUUUCCAUGGUUCCCACAUCGAAAAUUGGCACUCUAUUUUGAGAAAUGGGCUGGUUAAUGCCUCUUAUACAAACCUACAGCUUCAUGGAGCUGCAUAUGGAAAAGGCAUCUAUCUGAGUCCUAGCUCAAGCAUAUCAUUUGGAUAUUCUGAAAUGGGUAAAGGGCGACACCAAAUACCCACCAAAGAAGAACUCAUAAAGAAAUACAACCACAUAAACAAAAUCAAACAGGAACAGCCGGGGCAAACCAGGUUUCUGCAAAACAGGAACCUAAACUGCAUUGCUCUCUGUGAAGUAAUAACCUCAAAGAACCUUCAUAAACAUGGGAACAUUUGGGUGUGUCCGAUAUCUGACCAUGUGUGCACACGUUUCCUCUUUGUGUAUGAGAACGGCCAGGUGGGAGAUGUCCAUAUCAACACUCAGGAAGCCAAGAUCCACAGGGAAAUUUUACAACUAAUUGCUUCAAAGCCGUGCUGAGGCUUGGAAGCAAGUACAAAACACUGACUGAAAUAGGUCUUAUUUUCUUUGUGGCUAAACUUAUUAAUUUUGGAUUUACCCUCUGCUGUAAUUUGAAUCUGUGUCAAACUCUGUACUGUAAGCACAUAUUUUGUACAUUUUUAUAACCAUACAUUUAAAAAAUAAAAUAAAAGGUUCAAAUAUU